Molecule: messenger RNA, 6400 nt
Organism: Linum trigynum
Lineage: Eukaryota; Viridiplantae; Streptophyta; Magnoliopsida; Malpighiales; Linaceae
Source: the annotation of a GenBank genome assembly
GAGGUACAAUUCCAAAUAACACUUAAAUACAUGUAAAAGAAAUGCAUGCAUACUAUAGAACAAUUAACAAAUAUCAAUAUUUCACUGUGUAUCAAAUAGGCCUGCAGCCAGCCACCUAAAUUGGUUGAAGUUGUUUGGUUUUGCAGGCGAUGGAGAACAGCAGGUGCAGGUGCAGGUGCAGAGAGCAGUUAUUGAAAAUUGUUCAGAAAAUCUUUGACAAUGAUUGGUGUAGUUAUUUGAUUUGCCCUCUCCAUCUCUUCUCUUCUCUUCUCUUCUCUUCUUUGCCUGCAUGCGUCUGAUCAGGUCUGCCAAUUCAGUUUAGUUCAGUUCAGUGUAUGUAUUCAACAAAUUAGGGUUUCUGCAUGCGGCGCUGCUCCCAUUCUCUGAUCAUUUAUACCCAUUCCUCAUCGAUCACUCUCCUGAUCGAAUAAUGCAUUCUUAAUUAUGUAUUUAACUAUUUCUGUUAGUUUCUUUCUAAUCUACUUUUAAUGAAGAUCUUUGUUCUAUUGCGCGCUGUAGAUUGACUAUGAUUUCUGUCUUUGCUUAACGCGGUGGAUUGUAAAACAAUAUCGGAGGUUUUAUCGGAUAAGUCAAUGGUAGUGUAUAUUUUGAGAUUAAUUUGUGUGUGGAUUAAUCAUUUUAUAGAGGUAGUAAAAUCUUAUUCCAGAUUGAACUCUAAUAGUUGAUUUUUCAGAUUGGACAAACGAUACGGGUAUGGUUUAGCAAAUACCGGUUAAUACCAUGUAUGUAGCUGCUCUCAAGGAGUAAAAUUUUCUAAACAAUACAAGCAAAGAAAAACAGUGAUAGAUGGACACGAUUUACAAAAUGUUUAGCAAUUAUAAACGUUAGUAUGCUACCACUCAAGGAAUUCGGUACGCCACUAAACGCACAGCUCUAGUAAAUUUCCGAGGAACGCAAUGAAUGUGUUCCAAAUAUGUUUUAGAAGUCCAACAUAUACAUAUUUCAAAUGUAGAAAUCGAAUUAACGUUUUAAAUUGAGAAGAUUUUUUUGUAUAUAUAGUUCAUUUGGUUCUAAAUAAUUGGCAUAUGCAUUAAUCAACUUUGGCUACUGAUUAAGAGUAUGAUUUUUUUUUUUUUUUUUUGUGUUCAUUACUUUGACUGUCGACCAAUGAUAGUCACCAUUGAGAUUCACUUUAGCUGCAAUUAUUAAAUAAAAAUAAGCUCCUAGAUCAAUGGAAACCGUGUUCUUACUGGGAAUGGCUACGGUGCUAAUUGUACAAUAGUUAGCACCGUCCUAACCAAGGGAAAAACUACUACUAAUUUGAAUUAGUUGUGAUUUAGUUUAGAUGUUGUAUUGAUUUUAUAAUAAUUCGUAAAGAUUUCGUUAUUUUUAGUAGCGUUUUUUGCUAGUUAUUACGGUGCUAACCCCACCUAAUCCCAUCCCGUUCUUACUCCUCCAAGUAUGUAGAAAGAACCCAACCGUCCAUAAACUAUAAAAGGGUUCGUUAGUGGAAUGUAAUACUUUGGCACCUUUUCUUAAUUCACUAAAUUAAGUCAAUUGGUUUUUUAAUUAGAAAAGAUAAUCAAGCAUUAAUUUAUUAAAACUUAUUAUAAAAAUUGUCGAUAACAAAAUUUUAUCCAGAAAUCCUUCCUUUUCUGAAUUCCAUGGGCUACAACGUAACUAAACCACCCCUAAAACAAAACGGUGGUUUUGGAAUCUAAAAGUCAAACAAGAUGCAAAGAAAGAUAUAUGUGUUCCUUAAGGUAACAUUAUGAUAGAACUAACCUGAUUUAUACAUAAGAAUAUUUGUAUUUUAUUAAACUCAUACCAAGAUUCAAGUAGUACAUCUGAUCGAGCUGGGGAAACGAGGACGAAAAGUGGUCAUCCCAACUUCAACUUGCCGGUUUAAAGAUUACAAUAAUAACAUCAAAACAUUAUUAUAUAAAUAAUAAUAAGCACUAUGUAGGUUUAAUUCAAACUUCUUAUUUAAUUUUAUGAGAGUCCCACAUGGAGUUCCCAUCUUAUACGGUGUCCCCAUAAUUAACAAAAAAGAUAAAAGUAAAUCAUGCAAUGCAACAAUAACAUAACGUGAUAUGAAAACAUUCAUCACGUACACUCUGAAUUUAAACAUCAAGGUCAAUAAUCUAAAAAAUAAAAUAGUAGUACAAUUUGCAUUUAUAUGUGGUGAAACCUUGGAAAGUGUCAUGAUCAGAAUUAUUAACUCACAAAUUUCGUAAAUCUAAACUUCUACAACGAAUAUGAAUGCAACGGAGAGAUCAAUCAACCGAUAAAAGAAAAAAUGAUUAGAAUUUAGAUUUUGCUAAUUACUCUUCUUGGCAAGCAAAGUGCGAUUCCUCUGCUAAUGUUUAUAUUUUAAGAAACUAUUAUUUGACAGUUGAGGAGGCAGUUAUAGUUGCAUAUAAAAUUAAAGGCCAAAUUGUCCAUCUAUUCUAAAAUAGUAAGUAUUAUUGUAGGGGGGGAAAAUUGAUUUGUAUAUAAUAACUGGCAGCAUACAUGUAUUAUUAUGAUCUUACAGCUCAAUAAAUAAUAGUAAAAUGCUAUUAGACAAUAAUUCAAACAUGGUUUUUCUCCGCUAGUUUUUAUUUUUGCCUUCGUAGAGAGUGAUUUAUUAUGUUAAUCCUAUUUAUUUUUAUCGUAUUCCUCCAAGUACAACCAAAUAUAUAGAAUGAUAAGAUUUAUAGAAAUACCUCAGAGUACACCAACCUUUAAUUUAUCAGAUACUUUAAAACUCCUUAUUUAUAUAUAAGCUUAGUUUGGCCCUGCGGUAGAUUUUGCAGAAGCAGAGCUUUUAGAUAAGUAUUUUUCAAAAUAAGCAGUUGAGUGUUUGGCGGUAAAACUAUUAGCAGUGUUUUUUAAUAAGAGGGGUUGUGUAAAAUGACUAUAAAGGACUUAUAACAUAAAAUAUGAAUACAAAUUCUAAACAAUAAAAAGUAGUCAAAAUGGAUCUUGUUAGAUUUAUUUUAUGUUAAUUAAUAUGAUUUUAUAAUAUAUUUUAUUUUUAAAAUGAUAUAAAUGAAGGAAAAAUAUUUUUUUUGAAAUAAAAUUAAAAUAUGGUAAGAAUAAUAUUGUAUUUUCAAAACACUUUUUCGCAGAAAGCUCCAAAUUGGAGCUUCUGCUUUUAUGUUAUACAAAAGCGCUUUUCGGCUUUUCAAAAAGCCGAGAUUUUACAAGUGUUUGGCCCUGCUUCAGCUUUUAAAUCCGAAAAACACUUUUAAAAACCGGGCCAAACAUAGGGAUAGAGCUCUAUGUUACCAGACUAAUUAGAUAUGAAGGUACCACAUAUUUUUAGUAAAAAAAAUUAUUUAUAAACUUUGAAUUAUUCAGAUUUUGAGCAUAAUAUUAUACCCCGAAUCUUAACGAGUAAAACUUAGAUCCUAAUUCUCUAGAUGCAUCAUAUAAUUAGGACCUAUAAUUUACGGCCUUAAGAAUUAGGGUUAGUACUAUGCCCAAAAUCACAUUAAACACAAAAGUCCAAAUUAGCAUAUAUUUUUAAUAACAGUAUAUGAUACCGCAGAUCUACAAUGAACACAAUUGAAACAAACAUCUACAUAUAUAUAUAUAUAUAUACUAUUUGUUUCCGCUCCAACAAUCAAUACUUCAUUUAAUUGGUUUUCAAUCAUUAGUGCCACAAUAAUAAACAAUAAUUGGUUUUCAAAUCUCUAUAUAUACGCCUGCAAAUUAAACAAGAAAAAUAUAGCAAAUAAAAAAGAGAGAAAAAAUAAUUUAAAUAGUGUCCAUAUAAACGAAGCAUCUUCAUCAUCAACCUCCUCAUUAUCUCCGAUCCCCUUGUCCUCAUAAUAUUCUUCGUCAAUAAUAAUAGCCGCCAUGGAUUCUUCCAGCAAUUACAGUAGUAAUAGCCAUAAUAAUAAUAAUAAUACCAAGAAACCAAGCAGCAAGAUCAGCGACAUCGUCAGCCUCCAACGAAUCCUCAAGAAGUGGAAAAGCAUCGCCACCACCACCACCACCUCUCCCUCCACCCCCACCUCCGCCGCCGCCACAAGCAAGAGCAUGAAGUUCAUCAGACGAACAUUCUCAUUCAACGACGUCGCGUCAGCCGCCACGUCCUCAUCCUCCUCCUCAAACGGCGCCGUUCCCAAGGGCUCCGUCGCCGUCUGCGUGGGGAAAGAGCUGAAGCGAUACGUGGUCCCCACCGAGCACCUGGGCCACCACGCGUUCCGCGUUUUGCUCCGCGAGGCCGAGGAGGAGUUCGGGUUCCAGCAGGAAGGCGUGCUCCGGAUCCCAUGCGACGUCGGAUCGUUCGAGGCCAUCCUCAAGGUCGUCCAGGGCAAAACGACGCCGUACUCGUCGUCGGACCACCACCACUUGUACGAUGAUGACAUGAUGAUGAUGAUGUCGGACGGGGAGGAGGAUUACGAGGAGCAGUACUGCCACCAGUUCGGGUUCCCGGCGUCGCCGGCCACCGGGAGCGGAGGGUGCUGCUCGCCGUCGUCGUCGUCGUCGGCGAAUUCGGAUCAGUACCACGGCCACCAGCAGCAGCAUCAUCACCACCCGCAAAUGUGCAGAUGAUGAUUAAUGAUUGAAUAAUGUUCGUAAAUAUAGAACUAUGUGGACUGAAUGAGUACAUACUACGUACGUACUCAAAGUAGAGCACAAUAAUAUUUUCCUUCCUGUUAAUUAGCUACAGAUUCGGGUAUGCGAUUAAUUUUUCCGAAUUGACACACUGAUUUGGAUAAUAUUUAUAAGAAUUUUGAUGAUGAAAGUAAUCGUUUCGAUGUUAGUACAAUACUACAGUCUCGAUCAGUUUUCCGUUGGUUCGUUGGUUGGUUGGUUGUUCCAAACAUCAUCAAUCACGGAUUUGUUGUAAAUGACUUAGUUGAAAUGGUUUAAGUCACUGUUUGUGUGCAGCAAAAAAGUUUAGUGGUUGUUCAAGUAUGUAGUUGACCGACCAUAAGAAGGCCUUGCUUCGGAUCUAGUUUUCCACAAGGCAAAAGAUGGUUUAUGUCACAUGAGUUUGUUUGACCAAAAGUAAACUACAUUUCUUCCCAUGUUAUGUUAACAUAUAUAGUAUACUAGCCUAUAGCCCGGCCCAUUGGCCGCAUUUGUUUAAGGAAAUGGAGUUACAAUAUCUAUAAUGAUAGUGUCAAGAAAUGAGUCUUGUUUUAUAUUAUCAUAAGAUUGUUGCAAUUUUUCAAUUCGUUGAAGACGAACAAUUAAUUUGAAUGAACAUUCAUAAUAAGUUAGAAAUACAUUUGAAGAUUAGCUAAUCACGAUAAAAAUACUUACAUAAAAUCUUACUAAUCACAAAUCUAAUCUAGUUGAGUAUUACGACAAAUAACAUGCAAGUCCAAAAUAAGAAAACUCAAGACAUUGUCUCAUUGUUCAUGACAUGGUACUCAAUUCAACAAAGGCAAAAAUAAUUUCACCAACACAAGUUCACAAUAACCAAAUGCAUCGUUCCAGGGACCGACUGUGACCAUGACUUCAAAUGUCUGUUCUCCAAGCAUGUUCAGAAGGGCCAUAUAGUCAGCAUUGACAACAUCUGCAUGACUGAAUACAGAUCCAACAAUCGUUCGUAACUGUGAUGACGGGAAGAUGAUGUCAACACCAAUGAAUUUGUCCUCAAUUGUGAGGUGGACGAAAUGGAUUCUGGAUGCAGGGGACCAGGACGUCGUCAAAUUCGUUACACGUCCAGAUAACAAAAAAGAGGUGCCCUGAUGUAAACAUAGAAACGAAUAUUGUCAAAGCAAAUCGAUAAAAUGCAGCAUGCCACAAAAGGCGUACGAUUAAAAAGAAAUUUAUUUGUUUAGUUACCUGAUUUUCGACAUCCACUUGCAACAUAAUGAGAUCGAUGGUGUCGGCACGCUCACAAAUUUCAAGAGCAUCAUCAUAUUGCAGAUUAGCAAUAAAACCAUGGGGAAGCCUAUAUAUUGGACUGUAAGUUUUGGCAGUAAGUAGUGAAAAAGAAUCGAAAUUACAUGAUGUAGUAUUUGUUGGAUGCAUGAGCAGUACUUACUGAUUGAAUUGAGGCAGGCCCGCCAUAUUGAAUGCAAUUCGCACGGUCAAUGGAACCGAAGUGUUUUGUAUGGGAAGUAGUAAACGGAAAUUGUAACAUGAGAGAAAGUGACAUCUCCAUUAUAUAAAGGAGAGAAAGUGAUUCUACACACGUGAUUUACUUGGCCGCAUGCAGUGGAGUACGUGUGUGUGUGGAAAGUGGGAUAGUGGGGGAGUGGAGAAGGAUUUGUGGCCUCGUGGGGGAGUGGAGAAGGUUGGCCAUUUAGAGUUCAAGAGGCGGCUGUGUCACGGAACUCACGACCCACCUUCUUUUUUUUUUUUUUUUGAGGGGAACGACCCACCUUCUUAAAAUCAAACAUGCACCUUCCUUUUAUUUUGUUGCAAUUAAAAAUUCAAAAACAAAAGAAGGUAAGUACAUAAUAAAAUAUAAAGAGAAGAAAAAUCA